Molecule: messenger RNA, 3662 nt
Organism: Eucalyptus grandis
Lineage: Eukaryota; Viridiplantae; Streptophyta; Magnoliopsida; Myrtales; Myrtaceae
Product: CRM-domain containing factor CFM3A, chloroplastic/mitochondrial
Exons: 11
Coding region: 386-3127 (913 amino acids)
Biological process (GO): RNA splicing, via transesterification reactions
Molecular function (GO): mRNA binding
Source: RefSeq, a predicted model, not a curated record
GCGGGAGCAUCAUCUUCUUCCUCCGCCGUCUCAAAGUCCGGCUUCGAUCCCGCGACGGCGAUUUUCCGGACCGCCGAUUCUGUCGACUCCGCCGCCAUCGCUGACGGUUCCCGAUCGCGUCGUUUCUAUGGUUUGGCAGAACGUCGAUGAGCAGCAGUUGAUGGCGUCCGGUCGACGGUGCGACGGUAGAAGAACCGAGGAAGGAGGAGGAGGAGGAGGAGGAGGAGGAGGCAUGUGAUGUGAGGGAAGGAUGAGGAAUGAGAUACGGAAGCCAAGCCGUUGAUCGUGUUGAUAUGCGGGGAGCCUGGUGGGCGUGUGCUACCGCUGCGCCAACCGGAACGCGAGCCUCCUCUCCGCUCUCCCUCCUCUCCGACUUCCCCCUCGGAUGUGGGCUUGGGCCUCGGCCCUUUUUCGACGACCCUCUUCAUCGUCGUCUCGACCUGAUUCGAAACGGUCGCCCCGAUUCGCUCGCCGCGAACGCUCUGAUGCCGACUCGCGUGAAGGAUGGAUCAGCACAUUGAAGAAUCGGCUGAGUACGUCCACAUCAAUCAGAACGAGUUCGUCUACCGAAGGUAUACCUCUCUCUUCGAUGGCUCUCGUCCCUCCCCGUCAAUUCUACCCAUCGACGUUUCAUGGGAACCGCUUCAUUCUAUUCAGGAAAUCGAGCAUUUUAGCUCCUGCUAGAGGAAAGCCCGUUUCUUUAUUCAAUCCCAGCUUAAGCUUUAGUAGUAGCAAUGGUUGGUUAGAUAAAUGGAAUCAACCCAACAGGCAAAACAGCCCCAAACAGCCUCAGGCUACGAUGAAUUACAGAAAUAGCGGCGACGUUGGUGGCGGCGGUGGGUCCACGAUGCAGAGGAUUGUGGAGAAAUUGAAGAAAUUUGGAUAUAUGGAUGAUGGGUAUGAGAGGAGAGAGAGACCGCUGGAAAGAGUGGUGGAGAAAGGAUCUGAGGAGGAUAUCUUUUAUGUGGAGGAAGGAUUGUUGCCAAACACACGAGGCGGGUUUUCACCAGAGUCAAGAAUUGUGGAAGCAAAUGUGAUUGGGGAGGGCAGUGGAGCAAGGUUUCCAUGGGAGAAGCCAAAGGGGAAGGGAGAGGAAGAAGGGUGGUCGGCGAGGAGUAAGAGCAAGACGUCGGUGGCGGAAUUGACACUUCCAGAGCCGGAGCUAAGGAGGUUGAGGAACUUGACUUUUCAGACGAAGAGCAAGAUGAGGAUUAAGGGAGGUGGUGUUACGCAGGCAGUCGUGGACACGAUUCAUGAGAGGUGGAAGUCUUCAGAAAUUGUGAGGUUGAAAAUUGAGGGUUCGCCUGCACUUAACAUGAAGAGGACACACGAGAUAUUGAGGAAAACUGGUGGUCUGGUGGUAUGGAGGUCUGGAACGUCCAUUUCGUUGUAUAGAGGUGUGAGCUACAAAGACCCUUCAGUGCAACUGAAUAAACGAAUAUUUAGAAAAGAAGGGAGCUCAGCUACUUCAUCAACACCUGCUGAUACCAUUGGUAGGAAUCCUUCGCAAUAUGGAAUCAGUGAGGAUGCACAGGCAUCUGAAAUUGCGUCUGAGAAUAAGGAUACAGGAUCAACGCCAGAAGUUGAAUAUGAACAUGAAAUGGAUAAAUUGCUAGAUAGCCUGGGUCCUAGGUACAAAGACUGGCCAGGAUGCGAGCCCUUGCCUGUGGAUGCAGACAUGUUGCCUGGAACAAUUCCUGGUUACCAACCUCCUUUCAGAAUCCUUCCUUAUGGAGUACGAGCAACGAUUAGCCAAAAGGAGGCAACGGCUUUGAGAAGGCUUGCUAGAGUACUUCCUCCACAUUUUGCUUUAGGAAGAAGCAGGCAGCUCCAAGGUUUGGCUGUGGCCAUGAUCAAGCUAUGGGAAAAAAGUUCAAUUGCAAAGGUUGCACUUAAACGUGGCGUAAUGCUUACAACUAGUGAGAGGAUGGCAGAAGAUCUUAAGAAAUUGACAGGGGGGAUUCUGCUCUCGAGAAACAAGGACUUCUUGGUCUUCUAUCGAGGUAAAAAUUUUCUCUCACCAGAAGUCACUGAAGCAUUAUUGGAGAGGGAAAGACUAGCAAAGUCCCUUCAAGAUGAGGAGGAGCAGGCUCGCUUGAGGGCGUCAGCCUUGGUUGUCCCAACCAAUCAUAUGUAUGAGCAGCCUGGAAAUACUGGUACGCUUAUGGAGACUCUUGAUGCCAAUAAAAAGUGGGGAAAGAAGUUGGAUGAACAGCACAAAGAAAAUGUUAUGAUAGAAGCAGAAAUAACAAGGCAUGCAAGCCUUGUCAGGAAGCUCGAAAGAAAGCUUGAUUUUGCUGAGAAAAGGCUAUCUCGAGCCGAAAGAGCUUUGUCAAAGGUUGAGGAGUUCCUGAAACCGGCAGAACAGCAAGCAGACCCAGAAAGCAUCUCUGAUGAAGAGAGAUUCAUGUUCCGCAAGAUUGGCUUAAGGAUGAAAGCAUUUUUGCUUCUUGGAAGACGGGGAGUUUUUGAUGGUACAGUGGAGAACAUGCACUUGCACUGGAAGUAUCGAGAACUGGUGAAGAUCAUUGUGAAGGCAAAGACCUUUGACUCUGUUAAGAAAGUAGCAUUGGCUCUUGAAGCCGAGAGUGGUGGGAUCUUGGUUUCUGUAGACAAAGUCUCCAAAGGGUACGCCAUUGUGGUGUUCCGUGGAAAGGAUUAUAAGCGGCCUUCCACCUUGAGGCCGAAGAAUCUUUUGACAAAGAGGAAGGCUCUGGCUCGUUCUAUUGAGCUUCAAAGGCGUGAGGCAUUCCAAAAUCACGUGGCCAAUCUGCAGAAAAAGGUGGAGCAACUUCAAUCUGAAAUCGAACAAAUGGACCGCAUGAAAGAAAAACGCAACAAUGCUUUUUAUGACAGAUUAGAUUCUGCUUACCCCACUGAUGAGGAGGACAGUGAGGAGGAAGGAGAUGAGGCAUAUCUAGGGAUGUAUAACAGCGAAAAUGACGGUGGAGAUGAACCCAGCAAUCCGAGUUAUGAACUGCUCUCGCAAGCUGAUUUUUCAGAUGAUGAAGAAAAUGAGGAAUCUCAACCAGAUUCAGAAGACCUGACUGCACGUGCAUAUGCAGUAUCGAGCACCACCGUGGAUGCCACCAAUCACGAGAAAGAAAUUGGUCAUAAUUGGUCCUAGUUGCAGAACUGCACAGAAGAACGAACUUCAAGCAUUUUCUGGCAUAAACAUUGAAUGCUUGGACGAGAUUAUAGCUUAAGCACGAUAACGAUGGAAGCGCUUGUGGCUAUAGUUUUGCAGGUGUAAGAUGUCUUCUCCAUCUCCUGUACAGAAGGCGUGGGGUAUAAUCUGAACACGGUGGGUUUCACAUGGCUGACCAAUGUUCGACAAUUUGAUUAGAUGAGGCAGUGCCAUGCAAUGCGUGACUCUUUAACCUUUUCUGGUACGGUAUCACGCUUGCUACACUGUGGCCGGUUCAAAAGGGGACCCGACAGUCAGAAAUCCGAAUGCUUACUGGCAUAUAAAGUUCUUGGCAAGAUCAUGACUCAUUGGCGGAUGAUAGUUUUUUGUUUUUUCUUCUUUUUCUAUUUUGUUGGGACCAUCUUGAAUAACAUCGCCAAUGAUAUCAACGGAUAAAUUGACUCUUUAGUUAUUCAAAGGUUCCAAACCGUGCCUUAAUAUAUCUUCAUAUUCUAUCGGAGGGUCUUCUCUGUAA